UUUGCAACACCUAUAAAUCCAAAUCCAACCAAGAAUUGAGGAAUAUUCUUUCUCUCUCGAAACAGAAUUGUUCUCUUUUUCUCUCUCUUCUCUCUUCAACGCAGCGUAGAUAAGGCAGAGAAGAGAAGAGAAAGAAACAGAGAAGAAAAACAACGACCCUUGCUUCAAAACAAUGGCAAAAAACGGCGACACCAUUGAAAUCAUUAACGUAAACAAACCUAUGCCUGUGCAAUCCAAAUUUCCGUUAAGCUUUUUUGAAACAACGGUGGCUUCAACGGUAGCUUUGGGCUUUAUAUUGGGUCUUCUUGGUGUUUAUCUUACCAUGCCAGAUUCAGAUUAUAGCUUCCUUAAACUACCUCGUACCCUUCAUGAUCUUCAGCUUCUUAGAGAUAACCUUGAGAGCUAUACAAGUGACUACACUGCACAAGUCUUGGUGGGAUACUGCGUGGUUUAUAUUUUCAUGCAGACUUUCAUGAUUCCAGGGACUGUGUUCAUGUCAUUGCUUGCCGGAGCACUCUUUGGUGUCUUUAAAGGUGUGGCUCUUGUUGUAUUCACUGCCACAGCGGGAGCUUCUUCGUGUUUUUUCCUGUCAAAAAUUAUCGGACGACCCCUUCUCUUCUCUCUCUGGCCAGACAAGUUGAAGUUCUUCCAAACCCAGGUGGCUAAAAGAAGAAAGAGUUUGCUGAACUACAUGCUUUUUCUGAGAUUGACUCCGACUCUUCCCAACACGUUUAUUAAUUUUGCAUCACCAAUUGUGGAUGUUCCCUAUCAUAUUUUCUUCCUUGGAACUGUCAUUGGACUCAUACCUGCUGCUUAUGUCACAGUCAGGGCAGGGUUAGCUCUUGGAGAGCUACAAUCUGUGGGAGAUCUCUAUGAUUUCAACUCAAUCGCUACAUUAUUCUUCAUAGGCAUUAUUUCAGUUACACCAACACUAAUGGGCAAGAGCGAUUCAUAAGAGUUCAGAAGCCACAAAUCAUGUUCAUGGAAGGCCUUGUUCUCCUAACAGGCCAAUACCAGCUCCAGUAUGUGUACAGAUCCUCAGAAAACUAUUGCAACGUGGUUCUCCGCUAUUGAUUUCACUGCCAAGUGCUGCAGUAAUUCAAGACAAUCAUAUUAUUGACGCCGGUGGCAAGAAAGACGUUUGGAAGAAUCAAUCUUAUGCACAUUGUUCAUAAUCUGUUAUGUAAAAAAAUUACGGUUGUUGACUAGUAGUUCCGUUUAUCACGUGUUUUUCCAUUCACAAUAAUGUAGUUCAUUCCAUUAAAAAAAGUGUAGUUCAUUCAAAGUGUUUUCCUGAUAUUUCCUAUCUUUAGGAUCCAUUUCAGUUGUACAUUAAAAUUUUAUUGUACAAAUGUCUUAUUGCUGGGUGUUUCGUGUAAGAGAAAAGUAAGGGAAGGCUUUAAAGAAAAGUAAUGGAAGGUUAGUGAAA
Medicago truncatula (barrel medic) is the source of this 1429-nucleotide messenger RNA. RefSeq lists its product as uncharacterized. Lineage: Eukaryota; Viridiplantae; Streptophyta; Magnoliopsida; Fabales; Fabaceae. The transcript has 4 exons. Gene Ontology annotation, biological process: autophagosome assembly. The coding region runs from base 173 to 955 and encodes 260 amino acids. The record is from RefSeq and is a predicted model, not a curated record.